Molecule: messenger RNA, 3167 nt
Organism: Lemur catta (Ring-tailed lemur)
Lineage: Eukaryota; Metazoa; Chordata; Mammalia; Primates; Lemuridae
Gene: RGS19
Product: regulator of G protein signaling 19
Exons: 6
Coding region: 2006-2659 (217 amino acids)
Source: RefSeq, a predicted model, not a curated record
AGGAGGGGGCAGCAGACAGCAAAGGCACGGACUUGUAGGGUCAGACGGACUGGGAACGGGGCCUCCCUGUCAACCCCCUCCCAAAGGUUAUGACAUUUUUUUCUGAGAUUGUCACAUUUUCUUAUUCUUUUUUUGGACUGGCCGGGCUUGGGGACGUUCUUUUUCCUUCUGUGGAGCAAAGCAGCAACUGCUCCUCAGGGAGCCUCUGUCCCCAGAGACCGGAUUUGCUGCCUGUCUGGCCUCUCCCCUCUCAGACUUGGGGGGCAAAGCCUUGGGGGCUGGGGAAGGGGAGGAGCCCCCCAAUACCAGGAUGAGGGGUAGGACCCUAGUUCAGACUCUGUAUCCCCCGGGAGAGAAGAGGGGCGGCCCAGGGCACCCAUGGGUACCCUGGGGACAUGGGUGGCUGCAGCUGACCUGGGAAGGGUGCGGGGAGCCAGGGACAGGCCACCAGGUCCAGGGCCUGCACCUGGAAAGAAGGGGCCGGCCCCCUCCUCAGCAGACCCCCAGCACACGGCCCCUACCUCUGGACAGGCCCCUCCGCUCCUGAGAGCCUGGGUGGAGACGGCCGCCCAGGAGGGACAGUCUCAGGGUGCUGCGGGGUGAGUCCCAGAGUGGGGGUGGAGAUGAGGAAGUCACCCGGGGCUGGGUACAGCCACCAGACCUCAGGCUGCCACGCCCCUUCCUUUCCCUAGAAACUUGAUCCCUAAAGGAAAGCCCAGCCUCAGGGCUACGCUGUCUCCCCAUCUGCUCACUGGGGGCCCGGGCGACCCCCAGAUCUCAGGGGAAGCUGCACAGCUGGUGAGGGGCCGAGGACCCUGCACCUGCCCCGGACCUGGGUCAGGGCAGCCGCCUCUGUGUGCCCAGACCCGGGACAGUGGAUGCCCUGAGCGUGCGAAUCUCUGGCUUGUCCCCUCUGAGCAGAGCUUACACACUCAGGCCCCACGGCCCAGAGAGGCCAACAAGGACAGAAACACGGACGCAAAGGCCGCAAGCUGGGAGUGGCUUGGCGGGAAAAUGAAGAUUAAGUGACGAAACAAAGUAGAUCUGAGUCCUGAGCCUCCUGGCCGCUGAGGAGGGCAGUGGGCGUGCAGGGAGGCCCAGAGGGCCGUCACCUGGGCAGUGGCGGGCUCAGGUGUUCAGACGCUGACUGGCCGCCCUGCACCACUGCCUGAGGGGACGCUGGCAUCCAUGGUAGCCUCUUAGGUGGCACUGGGGCUGUGGGUGGCUUCAAGGCCCUGGUGUGCCCCCACUGCAGGUGUGGCCCAGCGCUAGGAAGGACGUGCACCACCUCAGGGACUCCGAGGAGGCAGCGGGAGCAAAGCCAGGGCACCCCUUCUUCCCCGGCUGGCGUGCCCUGUCCCCCGCGCUAGGGCCUUGGGGCUGCAGUGUCCGUAGCCUGGGGGCAUGGGCAGGGGGGAGGGAAACCCUGGGUGACAGCAGGGGGUAAGGAGGUGUCACAACCCAAGAACCAUGUUCCCUGGGAGGCACAUGUCCCUCUUCGCCAGGGCCCUGCCCCACUUCCCACACCCUCAGGAAGUCCUGCCCUGAGUCUCACUGAAAUCCUCAAUGCUGCAGGCCUGACCUGCUGCUUCUGGCUGAGUCCACUGUGGCCCAUAGACAGACCUGGAUUCUCAGUGGGGAGCAGCGGUACCCACCUCCCUCCCCCAGAGUCGGGGCAGAAACCCCCUGGAGGGCCGUCUGGCCGCCACCCCCACGCACAGCCUUAGCCCCAGACUCUUGGGGCCCCAGCCCCUUUGGGAGGGGCCAGGAGCCGGAAACCAAGAAAGAGGAACCCAGGCUUCCGGCUUCCCAGGGACUGGGCAGAUGGGGGUGUCCCGGAACUCCUGUGGGGGCCUCAUCUGGGGCCCGGCCUGGGAGGAGGAGCCAGAAGCUGCUGCAGCCCCCUCGUCCCUGAGCCUGGACCCUUCCCGGCCCUGACCCCCAGGCUGUGGUGAGGGUCCGGGAGCUGGCACCACGGAGCCCGGGCAACCUCCUCUGCCCACCCAUGCCCACCCCGCAUGAGGCGGAGAAGCAGCACACAGGGCCAGAGGAGGCAGACCGGCCCCCCUCAAUGACCAGUCAUGACGCAGCCCCUCCGGCGGCCCCCGGCCGCAACCCCUGCUGCCUGUGCUGGUGCUGCUGCUGCAGCUGCUCCUGGAACGAACGGCGGCGAAGGGCCUGGCAGGCCUCCCGGGAGAGCAAGCUGCAGCCCCUGCCCAGCUGCGAAGUGUGUGCCACGCCGAGCCCCGAGGAGGUGCAGAGCUGGGCGCAGUCCUUCGACAAGCUGAUGCGCAGCCCGGCGGGCCGCAGCGUGUUCCGGGCCUUCCUGCGCACGGAAUACAGCGAGGAGAACAUGCUCUUCUGGCUGGCCUGCGAGGAGCUCAAGGCCGAGGCCAACCAGCACGUGGUGGACGAGAAGGCGCGGCUCAUCUACGAGGACUACGUGUCCAUCCUGUCCCCCAAGGAGGUGAGCCUGGACUCACGGGUGCGCGAGGGCAUCAACAAGAAGAUGCAGGAGCCGUCCGCGCACACGUUCGACGACGCCCAGCUGCAGAUCUACACGCUCAUGCACCGGGACUCCUACCCGCGCUUCCUCAGCUCCCCCACCUACCGCGCCCUGCUGCUGCGGGGGGCCUCGCAGUCAUCCUCCGAGGCCUAGGCCGCACACCCGGCCCCCGUGGGCAGACUCUGGGUUACCUUCAUGCGCUCGCGCCAGCGGGGGUGUCGGGACGCACAGCUGAAGGCCCCGCUCGCGGGCUGGGGACCCCAGCCUGGAGGCAGCCCCGGCCCCAGAGGGGCGGCCGGCCCCGUGCUCCUGCCUGGCGAGAGGAGGGGCCCUCCCGGGAGGCUCCUUGAACCCGUGAGCCCCGUGGGGGCUCCUCCCCGGGCAGCCGGCAGGGAAGACCUGCCUUUGCGGCAGCAGGACCUCCAGGUGCCUCGUUUUCUAACGAGACCUUCCUACGUGAGCUGUCUGCACCUCAGAAUCAGGCUCAAGGGCACAGGACCCAGUUUUUCUUUUAUAUGUUCAUGAACUUUAAACCUGGAAACGUGUCCUUACUGUGUUUUAUCUAAAAAAAAAAGAAAAACUGUUUUCAUAUUUAUCUCUCUCCCCUCAUCCCCACUCCAAAAUAGGAUGUCUUAUUAUUGAAGAUAUUUUUAAAACAAAA